This is a messenger RNA of Xiphias gladius (swordfish), 2747 nucleotides long. RefSeq names its product zinc finger protein 79-like. The transcript is spliced from 8 exons. Bases 294 to 2153 code for a protein of 619 amino acids. Lineage: Eukaryota; Metazoa; Chordata; Actinopteri; Istiophoriformes; Xiphiidae. The record is from RefSeq and is a predicted model, not a curated record.
AGAACUGUGGCAAGUUCUCCAAGAUGCUUGCAACGACAUCCAUGUGUACCUAGGAGAAUUGGUGUUGUUUUAAAGCAGAGGGUGGUCACACCAAAUAUUGUUUUGAAUUAGGUUUUUUUAUUACUGCAGUUUGUGUGAAGUUAAUGAAUAAAAACAAUCCAUGCCACUAUUUAGUACUUUCAGUGCUUAAAACCCUUGCUCCGUAUGUUUAGACAUAAAAGCUGUUAUUUUGUGACAAAGAUCCUCAUCUCCCUCUUUCCUCCCUGCACCUGCUGGUUCCUCCACUGAGGCUGAUGUCGGCCUGUAUGUGGCAGGUGGCCCAGGAGCGAAAUGUAGACCAGUAUGACAAACUGGCCAAAUUCAUGACAUUGGUGACAGAGAUGGUCCCAGAGCUUCUGAACUACAAACAGAGGACUCAGCUGAUCCUGGGACUGAGAGCUCGGCUCAUCCUUGAAUCGUUAAAGACGAUGGAUGAGGUUGACUGUACAGCUAUCCAGGAUCAUCUUAAUAGUUUCCAACUGUGGACAACAACCUGCAUCUACGAAGAGGACCAAGAUGCAGAGGUGGAGAUUUCAAAGUCAGCAUUUGUGCAGCUGGUUCAGACAUUACUUAGAGACCAAUCUCAAAAAGACAUUUUUUUCGAGGAAGUGUUCCCACUACAGUAUGGAGUUCAUUUUGACACAGCGCUGCAGAUCCUGGUCUGGGAGUUCUUCUACCGACUGGAAGAGUUUCUCCCAGUACCAAGUUUUUCACAGGUAUUCUCCAUGUUUGACCUUUCUUCCAACAACGACCAGCUUGAGCAGUUUGUUUCUGAUGAUGAAGAUCUGAGGAAGAUUUUGCAGCAUCAACAGGAACGGCAAAAGUUGACUAAAAGUGAAUUCACCUUCACGUCAGACACAAUCCUCUCCACACUUGCAUCUAAACAGACUUUAGGGGCUCCUGAAGGUGAUAUCGAUCAAAAAAUACAUUGGGGAGGUGCAGACGGCAAACAGGACACUAAGACACCACAGGGAAGACAUCGUGGAAAAUACGAAGAGGAGACGCUCAAGCAAGUAAACAGCUAUAGCAUAGAAGACGUGUGUGAGGAUGAUGAAGAGACUGACGACAGUUCCAUUGAAACUAAUCCACACUCUCAGCUGCAGGAGUAUGGACUGUCACCACUCACUUCCUCUCCAUGUUCUGAAGGAGAUGAUGCUGCAGAUGACAGAGAAACAGCUGGUGAAGCUGCCCUCCAGCCACCCAGAGGCAUAGUUAACUCAGUGGAAGGAGUGAAGCAACAUCUGGAACUGAGCAGAAAAGAGGAGCCAUCAGAAGCGAGCACAAUCCAGUUUUCGACAGGAGGCAGAGCCAAUGUCUCCCGUCCACUCAGCAGCAACUCCAUAAGAGCCAAUAAAAACACCUGCCUGGAGUGUGGAAAGACUUUUUCAUCUUGUUCCGCCUUGAAAAACCAUCGUUUUGUUCACACUUCGGCACGGCCAUUCAAGUGCACACAGUGCGACAAGACAUAUAAAAGCCGUAAAGACCUGAAUCAACAUGUCCUUAUUCACUCUAAACCUAAAGUCCUGUCCUUCGCUUGCAGUUUUUGUGAGAAGAGAUUUAGUUCUCAGGGUUUGCUUACAGUUCACCUGCGACAUCACACUGGAGAGAGGCCGUUUGCCUGUUCGUACUGUGAUAAGAGAUUCCUGACAAAUUCAGUCUUGAAGUCCCACGUGCGCAUCCACACUGGUGAGCGCCCAUAUGCCUGUACUUUAUGUGACAAGAAAUUUACACAGUUGUAUCCACGCACCGUGCACCUUAGGAUGCAUAUGAAAGAGAAGCCGUACCUGUGCAGCACAUGUGGUAUGUCUUUCUGUAGCUCUGGGGCCUUGCUAGUGCAUUCACGCAGUCACACAGGGGAGCGGCCUUAUCAGUGUGAAUCCUGCGGAAAAGGCUUUGCCACAGCUGUACAACUGACGCUACAUCGGAGAUCGCACACGGGGGAGAGGCCGUAUUCUUGCUCCCAAUGUGACAAAUCGUUCCACAGUAGUUCAGGACUGAAGAAACACAUGAGGACACACACGGGAGAGAAACCUCACCAGUGUUUAACAUGUCACAAGACUUUUUCCCAAAAAUCCAACAUGAAAAUACAUCUUAAAGUCCACAAGAACAUCUAGCAUACUGUUGAGGGCAUCUUAAGUGACCGAUGAAAGCCUGGUUCAUUUCUACGUUAGGAAUGCUGUUAAUUGGUGCAUCUUCAUAUCAGUUAAUCACUAAUAUGUGUAUAUAAAUAUGGAUUUGGGAUACUCAAAUAUUACAUGAUGAAAUGUAUGUAAAUGCACGUCAAGUUUUAGGGGACCAUUAUUAAAGAGCAAAAUGUUUAGGGUUAGCUUAGGGUUAAGACUUGAUUUUAGUAUUAUGUUUAGAGUUGAAGUUAAGGAGAGAGAUAGUGAGAUGUGUGAGAUGGUAACAGGCUUGUGCGUGAAUGUGUAGAAGUGUGUCAGAAAGGGUGACCGUAUGUAUUGUAAGAAUGUGGAUGAAUGGGUGUGUAUAUCUCAUUGUAAAUUAGUGACUUCCAAGGGUUCAAAUGAGUGAACAAAGAACAAAGAUUCCUGAAAAUAUAGUGAAAGUAACGCGCUUUAUUUGUGCCUUAUAUUACUUAAGAAAAACCCCUGUCCAUAGGGUUUGUCUAUGACUUUAAUAAAUGUGUGUACCAAAGAUUGUAAACAAUUUCUUUUAACUCUUAAUGGUUUACGGCACUUUGUUUUUUC